AUGCAUGUGAUGCCCGUUGAGUGCCGCCUCUUGGGGUCAGAGAGCUGUGAUGGCCUUGUUCUGAGGUGCCCACUUCAGAUGAGGGGAAUGAAGAGGAACCCAGCUCUUUUAGUGGUGCAAGUGAAACCUGAUGGGAGAAUAUGGAAGCACCAUUUUAGAGAAAUAGGAACUGAAAGUCAGAGCCUUUUUCUAAGGACUGUGCUUCAGGUGGCAGGAACAGAAGGCCUGGGGUCAGCCUUGCACCCACUGUGCAGUGGAGAAUUCUCAGGAUUGGCCCUUUGUCUCCCUGGUCUCAGGGAGGAGGGCCUCGCUGUGAGGAUCUUCAGCAGGUCACAGGAGCAGACACGUCCUGUCAGCAAAGGGAGCAGCUCAGGAUCUGCAGGGAAUCGAGGAGAGGAACUUGGGGGAGGACUGAAGGUGUUUUUAUUGGUUGUAGCUGUGUCCCAGUCAAGAGGUUUCCCUGCUCACACUGGUACAGAAGGAAGGCAGCCAGAACCCACAUCAGUGUUGGAUACAGUGCUGGAAAAGGAGCUCAGGAGGGGAAGGUCUUGGUCUGAGGCAGCAGCCACAGAUCACACGGGACACCAGGCCCAGGAGUCAAGGCAUCUGACUCUUCAUCACCAAGCUCUCGCUCUCCCCAAAGAAUCUCAGAACUUCUUCAGAGGACACAGCGCAGCAAGCUUGGAGGAGGCCAUCUUGUGCAAAGAGGCGCACGGGGCCUGGCAGGACUGCAGGUUUUGAAGCCCGUGAGA
Molecule: messenger RNA, 752 nt
Organism: Fukomys damarensis (Damara mole-rat)
Lineage: Eukaryota; Metazoa; Chordata; Mammalia; Rodentia; Bathyergidae
Exons: 7
Coding region: 1-741 (246 amino acids)
Source: RefSeq, a predicted model, not a curated record